UCGGAUAAUAAUCUUAAAAUCUCCAUCUAUCUACUCCACCCACAUUUUAACUUUGUUUUUAUUAUUUGUGGCUUUGUUUCACAUGCUAUGGAUGAUUAUAGGUAGACUAAAACUUCAGAAAUAUUAAGUGUUUUAUCAGUGUUAGUGUUUCAAUGUAUCUUCCUCUUCAUAAUGUUUCAGCAGGAAAGAAGUAUUAUUUUAGGAUUCCAGUUACUAAACUUUCUUUUUUUACAGUAUCAUUACCUUUAUUUUCCUUUAUAAUUUGUGUUUUGUUAACUAUGUAUAAAGACUUUGAUAGAGCCAAUAAAACUCAUUGUAAUAUUCCGAAUAUUUUUCCCUCUAUAUCUGCCUCUAUAGGAAACUAUGAACCCCAAAUUACUAUAUGGAAAACAGCUAUUUAUACACAUGCUCCUUUAAGAUUUAUUUUGAUAUAUUUACGGUGGGAUUAUUAUAAAAGUAUUAUAAGAGAUGAUUGUAGAAUAAUAGUUAAAUUGGCAGUGAGCCUUAAUAUAAUUGAGAAUAUUACAUUACUAGGUUUAACUCAUUGGACAUCUUCUUUGAAUUACUCAUAUCAUGAAGUAUGUUUCAAAACUUUCAUAGCUGCUUCCUUAUUAUAUAUGGUUUUUAUAUGUAUUUUGCUAACAAAAUGCAGAAGGAGGCCAAACAUUACAUUAUUGGAAAGAUACUCUGUAAAACUGAAAUGGAGGCUCUUCUUAGUCAAUGCCAGCACAUUUACAAUGGCAGCUUAUUUCUUUUUAAGACAUAACAGUCUUUGUGAACCAUAUGUAUACUCGAUCUUUGCAUUCUCUGAAUACAUAGUUGUGGUUAGUAAUAUACUAUACCACUGUACAACAGUGUAUGACCUUCACUCGCACUUCAUUACAAUAUCAAAGCAUGGAGUUACUAUUGAGAAAUGAUAAUCAUGGCUGGGAACUGAUGGUCACAUGUGUAACAAUUAUGAUUGUUGGCAUCAAGUUUGGACAAAUAAAGAAAAUCAUAUUUAAACUUGAAGUUUUUGUAAAAUAAAAAGAAUUAUAAGUUGUAAAUAAUUGACUUCCACUUACAUAUGUUUUUAAGUUUUUUUAAAUGUAUGAAUAUUAAAAUAUUGUUUUUAUUUA
This is a messenger RNA of Amyelois transitella, 1118 nucleotides long. RefSeq names its product post-GPI attachment to proteins factor 2 (gene PGAP2). The transcript has 3 exons. The record is from RefSeq and is a predicted model, not a curated record. Lineage: Eukaryota; Metazoa; Arthropoda; Insecta; Lepidoptera; Pyralidae. Gene Ontology annotation, biological process: GPI anchor biosynthetic process. The coding region runs from base 153 to 917 and encodes 254 amino acids. Gene Ontology annotation, cellular component: Golgi membrane; endoplasmic reticulum membrane.